AUGACACCUCGGCUUCCUGACUUAUGCCUAUCAUCUCCUUGCUGUCCACCCCCCUGCCCGUUCGGGCCCACCAUUGACCCACCGGUUACUCUGCAAGCUCCCCUCAUUCAGCAACCCCUUGUUACUCAUAGUACGGACGGGAGUGAACGGCUAGCCUUCCCCUACGUUCACCGCCCCUUUGGCCCAGGCGAUUUAGUAACAUGGCAACAGCAGAUGCCUCUCCUGCGUGACGAUCCAGAGAAGGUUCUGCAAACCAUUCGGUCUGUAUUUACCGCAUUUAAUCCUACAUGGGGAGAUGUACAGGUAAUCCUGGACACACCUUUUACCCCUGACGAGAAAUAUUCCAUUCUGGAUGCUAAUAGGCGCUGGGCAGGGGAGGAUAGUACCUGGGUUUCUUGGCCCCUGACUGAUCCCAAUUGGAAUCCUAAUGUGCUUACUCAAAUGGGCCUUUUAAAGGUGGGUAGAAACAGCCUUUUAGAAGCUAUAUGCAAAGCUGGUAGUAAAACGGCUAACUGGUCUAAAAUCCGCGAAUGUCAGCAAGAACUUACCGAGCACCCCUCCGCCUUUUUGGCCCGGUUGUCCAAACAAGUUUGUGUAUAUGGGAGCGGAAAAUCCCUCCAGGAGGUAGUCCGCCUGGCCACCUUUGUGUUUAACGGCAGGGACGAGGAGAAAGCACGGGAAAAACGUAAACAGAAGAAGGAGGAGGUAAGUAUGUUAGCUGCUGCCUUGCAGGCUCCUUCGGGAAACCAGCAUUGGGGCAGACCGCCUCCUUCCGUAAAACAAUACCCCUUGCCGAGGGAGGCGGAAGAAGGCAUCUCACUUCUUAUUGACAGCUAUUUGACUCAGGGGGUUUUAGUCCCCUGCAGUUCGCCCUGUAAUACUCCCAUUCUUCCAGUAAGGAAGCCUAAACCGGGACCAGACGGGCGUCCAGUCUAUCGAUUUGUUCAGGAUCUAUGGGCUAUAAAUGGUUAUGUUAUAGCCCCCCAUCCAGUUGUCCCUGAUCCGAGCACUAUUCUAACACUGAUUCCUCAGUCAGCCACUUGCUUUACUGUCAUAGAUUUGUGUGCAGCAUUUUUCAGUAUCCCUUUGCACCCUGAUUCUCAAUAUUUAUUCGCAUUUACCUGGAAGGAUCAGCAGCUAACAUGGACGCGUCUUCCCCAGGGGUUCUCAGGAUCCCCCACUAUUUUUUCCCGGAUUCUCACCGAGGAUUUAAAAGACAUUGUCUUGCCUAGUUCGUCUGUCCUGGUUCAGUAUGUGGAUGAUUUGUUAAUUGUUUCCUCAGAUCAUAACGCAUGUUUAAUUGACUCUGUUGUUUUGCUUACUGCAUUAGCUAAUAAGGGUCAUCGUGCAUCUCCAUCCAAGUUGCAGCUGUGCCUAGAUCAGAUAAUUUAUUUGGGCUUUGUAAUUAGGCCUGGGGAGCAUUUACUCUCCCAUGAUAGGGUGCGGGCAAUCCAGGAUUAUCCGCGUCCAACUACCAAAAAGCAGUUACAGGCUUUCCUGGGGGCUGCAGGGUUCUGCCAACCCUGGGCCGUGGCUUUCGGGGAAUUGAUGAAACUGUUAGUUUGAGCUACUACAACACUGACCCUCGAUCCUGUCUCCUGGACCCCGGAAAUGGAAGAUGCUUUUAAAUCCAUCAAAAAGGCUCUGAUCUCUGCGCCUGCCUUGGGAUUCCCGGAUUAUGGUAAACCAUUUUCUCUUUUCACUCACGAACGGCAGGGGGUGGCUAGCGGCGUCCUUUUGCAAUACCUGGGGGAUCGCCCACGCCCCGUAGCAUAUUACUCAGUACAACUGGACCCUGUUAUUCAGGGCUCCGUCUCCUGUGUACGGCCUGUUGCUGCUGCUGCUGUCAUGGUUGAACGGUCACGACCUAUUGUUUUGGGGCACCCUCUGACUGUCUGGGUCCCUCAUGAGGUUGAAAUUCUCUUAAAACAGCAUUCUACACAGGCAUUGUCUCCACAGCGGGCUCACAAAUAUGAACUAAUCCUGUUGGCCGCUGACAACGUUACUUUACGCCGCUGUAACGUCCUCAAUCCAGCCACAAUGCUACCCCUCCCAGAGGACAGUACCCCUCACCAUGUAUGCAUGGAUGUCGUCGCGCAAGAUGGCAAGCCCCACCCGGAUUUAGCGGACUCCCCUUUAGUUGAGCCUGAUUUACUUCUUUUCACAGAUGGGUCCUCAUACUAUUUAGAUGGCCACUGGGUCUCGGGCUAUUCGGUUACCUCUCAGGCAGAUGUUAUCGAGGCUGCCCCCUUACCACCUUCCUUCAGCGCCCAGGGUGCAGAAUUACAUGCACUUACCAGGGCUUGUUUAUUGUCUUCAGGGAAAACUGUUACCAUCUAUACGGACUCUAAGUAUGCUUUUGGGGUUUGUCACGCUACAGGCCAGCUCUGGAAGCAAUGA
Molecule: messenger RNA, 2400 nt
Organism: Caretta caretta (loggerhead turtle)
Lineage: Eukaryota; Metazoa; Chordata; Testudines; Cheloniidae
Source: RefSeq, a predicted model, not a curated record